This is a messenger RNA of Symbiodinium sp. CCMP2456, 335 nucleotides long. NCBI's taxonomy places the organism in Eukaryota, Dinophyceae, Suessiales, Symbiodiniaceae. The record is from the annotation of a GenBank genome assembly.
GCGACAAUGCCGCCAUUCUGGAGUGCCGGAACGUCAUCCGGCCUUUGCCGAAGAGCACAUCCAGUUGGGUUGUGAAAUACGCGCGCGGGGGCAUACCCUUUGUCACGGACGGCGCACAACGGCUUUGGUGCAUGUCUUUGUUUCAGGACGGUGGCGCGGGCGGCAGCGAAAGCUCGGGAUCGGGAGCUCCGCCUAAGCCCAACUUGGACUUGUCGUCGAUCCAGGAGGCGGAGGAAGAGGAGUCCCCUCGGAAGGCAAUCGCUGCGAAGCCGUUUGUUCAGGGAGUGAAAGGAGUUGUCCCUGCCAAGCCGGCACCGGAAGAAGGCACGGAGUAA